This is a messenger RNA of Gloeophyllum trabeum ATCC 11539, 2237 nucleotides long. Its product is annotated as glycoside hydrolase. The transcript has 19 exons. The record is from RefSeq and is a predicted model, not a curated record. Bases 1 to 2025 code for a protein of 674 amino acids. Gene Ontology annotation, molecular function: alpha-L-arabinofuranosidase activity. Gene Ontology annotation, biological process: L-arabinose metabolic process. NCBI's taxonomy places the organism in Eukaryota, Fungi, Basidiomycota, Agaricomycetes, Gloeophyllales, Gloeophyllaceae.
AUGGCUCGCGUACUCACAGCAGUCCUCGCGGCCGUCGCUGUCUCGUCGGCCUUCCCAAGGACCGAAGCCGUACUGACAGCUCCCAAUGCUCUCGAUCUCCGCAUCACGACGAAUAUGACAAGUGUGAUUCCCUCGACGCUGUAUGGAUACAUGUGGGAGGACAUCAACCAUAGUGGCGAUGGAGGCUUGUACGCCGAGCUGCUGCAAAAUCGCGCUUUCCAAGGUGUCUUGCCUGGGACGCAGAAUGCCCUCAAUGCCUGGCAACCAUACAAUGGUGCAAGGCUGUCAGUGACGGACAAGACCAGCGGAGUGACCUCCGCAUUGCCAAACAGCCUCCAAGUCCAGUUCCCUAAGACGGUAUUUGGCCCUAUUGGGUUCGAGAAUACCGGAUACUGGGGUAUCAAGGUCCAAGCUGGCUGGACGUACAACGGAUCCUUCUACGCCAAGUCAGACACAUUAACCGGCUGCAUUACGGCGAGUCUGAGAUCAACGACUGGUACGACUUUCGCGACUGCGACAAUCAAAGGCAUUUCUUCGGAAUGGCAGAAAUUCACGUUCCAGUUUGAACCCAAGACUUCAGCCCCGGAUACCAACAAUGUGUUCCACGUCGAAGUGAACGGACCCGAGGCCGCCGGCCAGACCAUCUAUUUCGGCAUGUUCUCGCUGUGCCCUCCUACCUACCUCGGGAGGGAAAACGGCAUGCGGAUUGAUCUUGCUGAGGCACUCGCUUCGACUAGACCAUCGGUGUGGCGAUUCCCGGGUGGGAACAAUCUAGAGGGCGAAAGCUGGGCUGAACGAUGGAAAUGGAACGAGACGAUCGGACCAAUCGAGAACAGGCCUGGCAGAGUAGGCGACUGGGGCUACCCGAAUACAGAUGGUCUAGGUCUGCUGGAGUACCUGAACUGGGCGGAAGACAUAGGCGCGGAACCUAUCCUCGGUAUCUGGUCCGGAACGUCGAUCGGCAAUUACUCUGAUUUACCGACAUGGCCCAUCGUCCCUGAAGCGGACCUUCAGCCGUAUAUUGACGAUGCUAUUAAUGAAAUCGAGUUCAUCACUGCGGAUGCAAAUAGCAGUGAAUGGGGCGCGUUGCGGGCCAAGUAUGGGAGAGUACAGCCGUAUCAGUUGAGAUACAUCGAAGUUGGCAAUGAAGACCAGUUCCAACCAGAAUCAUACGCAGGGUAUCGAUGGAAAGCGUUCACCAGUGCGAUCGGAGAAAGGUUCCCCGAUCUGCAGUUCAUUGCUACGACCUACCCUUCCACCGCUCUCGACCCACCCUACAUGAAAAUCGAUUACCACCAAUACGCGGACCUGACUUGGUUCGAAAAUGCAGCCUUCAUGUUCGACAAUUAUCCCCGAAACGGGACGCAAUACUUCGUCGGCGAAUACGCGGUUACCUCGACAAACGCUUCCGACUAUCUGGGUACUCUGGACACCGGAAGACUAGCAUACCCCAGUCUUGCAGGCGCUGCUGCUGAGGCUGCCUUUAUGACUGGCAUGGAGAGGAACUCAGAUGUUGUCUUUGCCUCAGCAUACGCUCCUAGUCUGCAACAUAUUAGGAGUUACUCGUGGACGCCUGACUUGAUAACCUAUGAUGCCGGUGGGAUCGUCCGGUCAACGUCGUACUAUGUGCAGCAGAUGUUCAGCGUCAACCGAGGCACACACGUGUUGGUUACCACUCCUCCUUCAACUAAUGACACCGCGCCCUUAUAUUGGGUGGCCAGUCACAACAACGAAACAAAUCUUGUGUUCUUGAAGGUGGCGAACACGGGGCCUGACGAUCUAGUGGCCUACCUGCACUUUGACUUUAAUGUCACUAGCCUGUUCGGUACCGCAGUGCAAAUCAGCUCCCCCGUCCUCAGUCCGUUGACUGGGCAGUUCAAUAUAACCAACACACUGGAAGAGCCGGAAAAUAUAAUCCCCGCAUCGUCGAGCUUUUCUAUACCUUACCCCGACAGGUACAACUACACAUUCCCUGCUACGAGUGUAACAAUUCUAGCCUUCGAAGCGGCGGGUAUAGGCAGCUAAGUAACGAAUGACGACGUGUAAUCUCAGACCUAUAGAGGAUGUCCUUGUUGAUUGCGUCCCUCGGUCAAUGAUUCAGUCAUGAAGCUGGGGUUCGGUGUGGCGCGACUGAGUGCAUGAAAUUGUUGUUUGCCUAGUAAGAUCUAUUUUUGUUCAGUUCAUUUCCUGAGUUUCGCUGUUGCUGACAGAGGUAUCAUUCAUAUGACCUGGUAUCG